UUUUACUUAAAAAUAUAUUUUCUAUAUUCAUUCACAGAUAUUAUCAAUCGAAAGAGGCUAUAUAACCGACACAUCUCCCAGUCCUGUUAAGCUCAGCUAAACACUCUUCACAAUACAAAUCCCUGUGCACUGCAAGUCAGCAUGUUUGCACACACACGGAGCUUUGCAAGCUGGAGACUGUAGUCAGGUUCAGUCAAGAGCCACAAACCCCAGUGAUUACACAAUGUGGACAAGAACCACAUAGCCCAGCAUGACUUUCUACUGCUGCUUUUUUAUCCAGCUGUUACUGGGUGAACUGAGACGGUGACCAAUCGGAUGGUAAUCUUUUAUUUCUGACACAUGCCUUGAAAAGUAUAUUAUGGGCUCUUAUUUCAUAAUUUAGAUCAGAGGAAAAGUUUGGGAUUCACUAAAUUGCACCUGUUGGUUUUGGACCAAUAAUCUGGGAUUGUCUGGUAUUUCUGAUUUUGCCAGCACACAGGUAAAAACCUUUUUUCUGUGCCCUGUUUAAUUUAUUUGUCUGUACUGUUAUUUUAACACGACUUGUGUAUAUAUAUAUAUAUAUAUAUACACCCCAAUGAUCAUCAACAAAAUGUAGAAGUUUAAUGUCAGUUCAUUUUGAUUUUUCUAAGGACUGCUACUAGACAUGCAACCGGGGGUCUGUAUGCCCACUGCAGCUGCGCUGGGCUUGUUUUGCCGAGGUUGUCUCAGCAGGGCGCGAAGUUUGCCCGGUGGCAGCCUGAGCUGUUUGCCCAGGCAGAUGAGCAGGUGGAACAGCCUGGAGACCGGCAGCCCCAUACCUAUUCAGGAAAACCCUCGUAUCCUCAUCACAGGUGGUCUUGGGCAGUUAGGUGUGGGACUGGCAGAGAUGCUGAGGAAACAGUAUGGAACGGAGAAUGUAAUCCUGUCAGACAUUAAGAAGCCUCCACCUCAUGUUAUCAGAAGUGGUCCAUUUGUGUACGCUGAUGUGUUGGACUACAAACACCUCCGGGAGCUGAUUGUAAAUUAUCGUGUCACUUGGCUGGUCCACUACAGUGCUCUGCUUAGUGCUGUGGGCGAAGCUAAUGUGGCUUUGGCACGCAAGAUCAACAUCACAGGCCUUCAUAAUGUGCUGGACUUGGCUCUAGAGAGCUGCCUGCGCAUCUUUGUCCCCAGCACCAUUGGAGCGUUCGGCCCCUCUUCUCCACGUGACCCGGCCCCUGACCUCUGUGUCCAAAGACCUCGAACCAUCUAUGGCGUGUCCAAAGUGCACGGAGAACUAAUGGGGGAGUAUCUCCAUCAUAAAUAUGGUCUGGACUUCCGCUGCCUGCGGUACCCAGGUGUGAUAUCAGUCAGCACCCCCCCCGGAGGAGGAACAACAGACUAUGCCGUUCAAAUCUUCCACGACGCCCUGAGCACGGGUCACCACGAGUGCUACCUGCGUCCCGACACCCGCCUCCCCAUGAUGCAUAUCUCUGACUGCCACCGCGCCACCAUAGAGUUCAUGCAGGCUCCAGAGUGCCAGCUGUCUCUGCGUACCUACAACAUCGCCGCCAUGAGCUUCACUCCAGAAGAGGUGGCGCAAGAAAUCCGCAAGCAUCUCCCUCACCUCAAGGUCACCUACAAUCCCGACUCUGUCCGCCAGACCAUCGCAGACAGCUGGCCCGUGAGGUUUGACGACACCAAUGCCAGGAGAGAUUGGGGCUGGGCACCAGUCUUCCGGCUUGAGGAGCUGGUGUCAGACAUGCUGCGCUCCAUUCGAGACAAGAGGACAUACGAGGGUUUGCCAGUCAGCUAGCGAAAACCUGCUCCACAAAGACUGAUCAGCGCCCUGGCCCUGACUUCUUCUCCAGCCUGCAUUUACCAGCGAUACACUUCCUUUCACUUCACCUUCACAUGUCGUCAACCUGUAUCCCCCGUUACUCUGGAACAUUACAGCAAAAAGCCAGGGACUGGUUGUAAAGUAAAGUGGGAAUUCACAGUCUGAUGAUCUCAAUAUACAGUGGACAGUGAGAUGUCACACACAUGCACUCAAACACACAUCUCAGUCUUUUUCAGGGAAUAAUAUACCGUCAAACUUUCCCUUAAUCUUUGUCAUUUUUAAUCGUUAGCAUGGGAUAAGCAUCACUUUACACAUGUUGCCUCAGAAGGAACAACAAAGGACUUCAUAGAUUUCCGAAUGUCAUGUGACUCACAUCAAUGGACACAACAGUUUGUUACAAUGUCUAUGAAAAUGUCUAUUACAAUAUGGACCAGUUACACAUUUAUAGUAACAAAUCUGUUGUACACUUUGAUUCAAGGAUUAUCUGGAAUGGCUGGCUCAGUUAACUCUCAACUGUAUUUAUUGACUCACCACAUAUUCUGGCUGUUUUCAAAAGCCAGUCUUUUAUUAUAUAGUCUAUCAAGUGACUAUCACACACUGUAUACAACCACACUACCCUUGCUGUGGCAUCUAACAAGAAACCUUUAUUUUGCCUUUUUUUUUUGCCAGCUGUGUGAUUUUAGUUAUGAAUGAGCACCUAUAACAAAUGAAGCCUUAUUUACUGUAGAUUGCUUUGGAAAGCAAUGUUUAAAAAAUGCAGUGUACUUUUGAAUCAGACCUUGAUUAUUAAAAAUGUUAUUUACCCAAACAGCAGUGAUUAAGUUGAAUUGUUGACCUUCAUUUAGAAAGUAACUUUACUACUGAUUGGGCCACAUUGAUAUUUAGGGUGAUGCUGAUG
This is a messenger RNA of Anarrhichthys ocellatus (wolf-eel), 2696 nucleotides long. It is a transcript of the gene tdh2, whose product is annotated as L-threonine dehydrogenase 2. The transcript has 8 exons. Gene Ontology annotation, biological process: L-threonine catabolic process. Gene Ontology annotation, molecular function: L-threonine 3-dehydrogenase activity. The record is from RefSeq and is a predicted model, not a curated record. Lineage: Eukaryota; Metazoa; Chordata; Actinopteri; Perciformes; Anarhichadidae. Bases 644 to 1774 code for a protein of 376 amino acids.